CGUAUCAAGGUUAUAUUGAUGAUCUAUUUCUGAACAUUCCUACAAGAUACUGGAAACAUAUAAGUAGACAAUGUCUUCAUCGAAUACCGAUGGUAGCAGGACCAUUCUGUGGUGUGUUCCUCGGUCCAUCUCGACAGCACUCGCCAAGUGUCUCAGCUUCAUCGAUGCCUCGGAGGUGUGGUUUGAACCCUAUGCCUACUGCAACGCCACCAGCAAUGAGUAUAAUCAUCAAACGAAGCUCAACAUACCCAUGGACUAUGAGGGCAAUGAGGAGAUCUUUCAGAGAGUAAAAAAGGCCCUAGACGGCAUGGCAAAUACCCACUUUGAGCCCGAUCGCCUCUCAUACGGUUCUGUAAAGCGUCGUCUUGAAGCCACUACCGCCAAACACGUGAUGGUAAAGGACAUGGGCAAUGCAAUGACGGAGGAGUACCGUGCCUACCUCCCCAAGGGGUACAGACACACCUUUCUCAUCCGACACCCUGUCCGCUCCAUAGCCUCCUACCGCAAGAUGAUGUACAAUCAGUUCUCUGAGCUAGGACUACUGGAAGGUAAAGCUGCCUCUGAGGAGACUUACGACGUGGAACGCGAUGACCGCUUCUUCCCCUCUGGCUAUGGCACGAAAGAAACAUACGACCUCUGGAAUUACAUUCAAGACGAGAAUAUUGAUACCAACCCUGUCGUUAUAGAUGGUAACGAUCUGUUGUCGAAACCUGCCGAGACGCUUUCGGCUUAUUGCACCGCCGUCGGGUUACCGUACAGCAACGGCUUACUGCAGUGGGACGCGUCACCCAAGGUGCUGACAAGGAUGAAAGCUAGUGGUGACAAUCUCCUGAUGGACUUGGUCAAUUUCUAUGGUACAGCGAUGAAGAGUAGCUGCUUCCUCCCAUCGAAGAAGAUGCCACCACGUGAUCAACUACCGGCUGACGUCAUCAGGUGCUCUGACAAGGUCAUGACGUAUUAUGAGGACAUGUAUAAAACUCGUCUCAAAAUCUAGAGCAGUUUUGAGCGAAAAUAAAUAUCUCAAUCAUCGUACGAAAAUGCCUUAAAAUAUUGAAUUUACGGUUUAUGCAAAACCGUUUAGGCCUACCUUUGGAGGGAGGAAGUCCCCACUUCGACAACAUAUAGCUUGGAGCAAAGUUCUCUAAAACAAUGUCAGAUUACAGGCCCGUUACUAGGAUUUUUUGGCGGG
This is a messenger RNA of Strongylocentrotus purpuratus (purple sea urchin), 1189 nucleotides long. RefSeq lists its product as uncharacterized. The coding region runs from base 71 to 994 and encodes 307 amino acids. NCBI's taxonomy places the organism in Eukaryota, Metazoa, Echinodermata, Echinoidea, Camarodonta, Strongylocentrotidae. The record is from RefSeq and is a predicted model, not a curated record. The transcript has 3 exons.